This is a messenger RNA of Peromyscus maniculatus bairdii (prairie deer mouse), 991 nucleotides long. The record is from RefSeq and is a predicted model, not a curated record. NCBI's taxonomy places the organism in Eukaryota, Metazoa, Chordata, Mammalia, Rodentia, Cricetidae.
UCAUCUUAUUGUGGAAUGUCUUCAUCGUCUACAUCCUUCAUUUCCUCAAGGCUACUUAUAUCGAGGAAAACACUCUGUCUGGUUGCAUGUGGGCUAACAACGUUUUUGUUUCAGGAUCCACUCACAUUCCAGGAUGUAACAGUGGACUUCUCCCAAGAGGAGUGGGAAUGCCUGGACACUACUCAGAGGGCUUUGUACAUUGAUGUGAUGUUGGAGAAUUACAGCAACCUGGUUUCUGUGGAGAACUAUUGCAAAUAUGAUCCUGUCCAUCAACAUGUGAAGACUGAAAAGGAGUCUUGUCAGUGUAUUGAACUUGGUAAAAUGGUUCAUGACCCCUGCACAUGUGCUUGUUAUAAAACAACUGAAACUCCUGAAAACUCCAAUAACUACAAGUGCAGUAAUCACAGGGACACCUUUAUUGAGUCUUCAAACCAACAUAGACAUGAAAGCAUGCAUACUGAAGAAGAACCUUGCAAAUCGAAAGACUGUGAGAAAUUAUUAAAUUUGAGUUCCAACCUUACUCAAGAUCAGAGAUUCUACACUGAAAAGAUAGAGCACAGGCAGAGAAAAUAUGAUGAUUAUUUCAGCUCUACAUACAGUCGUUUGCAACAACCAAUCUACCUUGGAGAGAAACUACAACAGUGUGAGAUAUGUGGGAAAUGCUUCAGUAAUUCCUCAAGACUCACUGUACAUCAGAAAAUUCAUACUGGAAAGAAAUCUUACAAAUGUAUGGAAUGUGACAAAUCCUUUACUUGGGAAUCACAUCUUAGAAUACAUCAGAGAGUUCAUACUGGAGAGAGACCUUACAGUUGUAAAGAAUGUGACAAAUCUUUUUCCUGUUACUCAAAUUUUAGAAGACAUCAGAGAAUUCACACUGGGCAGAAACCUUACAAAUGUAUGGAAUGUGACAAGUCCUUUAACCAAAACUCACAACUUAAAACACAUCAAAAGGUUCAUAUUAGAGAGAGAUCUUACAGAUGUAAGGAAUGUG